AUGACUAGCGAAUCGACUUUUCUUGCUGCAUUAACGAAUGAUAUGAAAUGUUCAUCAGCCAUUUAUUGUGAGUUGAAAGAAUUAUCAUCAUCAAUACCAACUGAAGUGACGACUCGAUUAAAUGCUGUUCCAAAAUUAUUAUACCUUGAUGGUCUUCGUGGAAUACUUUGUUUAAUUGUUGUAUUUAGUCAUUGUUUAUUAAUGGGUAAAACAAAUCAUGAAGAGAGUUUUUCGAUUUUUUUUCGUCCAUGGAUGCAACAUUCACCUUUACGUUUAUUGGUGGCAGGAGAAUUUGCUGUCGCUGGUUUUUUUGUACUAUCUGGAUGUGUUCUUGUACGACGAUAUUUUGAACAUUUUGACGAUAAUCGUAUUUUGUUUAGUGGUUUAAUUCGUCGAUUUCCACGACUUUUUAUUCCAUCAACCAUUGCUCUGUUAUUCUAUUUUGCUAUAUUACAUUUUCGACCAUUCUAUGGUUUUAAUCAAUGUCAUGAAAUUGGUGAAGGUAGUGUAGAUCCAGAAAAAAUUAAUUUCGGAUAUGUUAUUUUAAAUACAUUCGGACAAUAUUUUUGGAUGCCAGCAUUGUAUACAAUACAAUGGACAAUGCAAGUCGAAUUCGUCUGUUCGAUUUUAAUCUAUUUUUUAGCAUUUUUAGUAACUCGAUCUUUUAUUUAUCGCUAUCGCAUAGUGUUCUAUGCAUUUCUUAUACUUAUUUUACCUGUAGUAUGGUUAGCUACUCAUGGAUCAAUACCGAGACCAGUUCAGUACAUACAACCAUUUGCUUUUGGUCUUUUAUUAAGCGAUUUAGAUGCUGGUGGAUAUCUUCAUUUUUGUCAUUCAAUAAAAAUGUAUUGGACAAUUCUAAUCAAUUUGAGUCUAAUAUUAUUCACAAUAUAUUUUGGUUCAUAUCCUGUAUUCAAUACAGAUGUAGUGAAUGGUAGUGGAACAUUGUGGUCUCCAUUAGGUUGGAUGUUUGGUUGGUUUUGGAUUUCCUUGGGAGGCUUCUGUUUAUUACUUUUAUCAAUUAUAUCGAAAAACUUUCAAAAUUUUUUAUCAACAAACAUCGUUCAUUUUCUAGGUAAAAUCUCAUUUGGUAUUUAUCUUACACAUUACAUUAUUUUAUGUAUUGUGGAUGUUUCAUUUGUUCAAUGGAUAGCUCCACAUUUAGGUCGAGAUCUAGCUGUUAUUAUAGGACUAAUUAUAUUUGCAUUACCAAUUAUUUUAUCAAUUUCAUAUGCAUUCUAUUUAUUUAUUGAUGUUCCUGCCGUACAAAUUGCUGAUUGGCUUUAUUUUAUAAUUUGUAAUCGUUGCUUGAAGUUAACAAAGCGUCCACGGAAAAUAAAACGACAUAUAUGGAUCAUUCUUUUAAUUCUAUUUGCUAUUUCAAUUAUCAUUAGUUCAAUUCCAGCUCUACAAGUAAAUCAAAGAUGUGAUAAUGAUUCAUCUAAGAAUCAAACCUUAUUUAACAUAAGCAUAUGA
Rotaria sp. Silwood1 is the source of this 1476-nucleotide messenger RNA. NCBI's taxonomy places the organism in Eukaryota, Metazoa, Rotifera, Eurotatoria, Philodinida, Philodinidae. The record is from the annotation of a GenBank genome assembly.